AUGCCUUUUUUAGACAAUCCAAUGUUGAUUAUGAGUUCACAUUAUGUUUCACACGUUGUACACUUCGAGUUCGACAAAAAUCAAGAAAAACUGAAACCGAUAAUAAAAACGAUUAUUUUGUGUGGAAGACAAUGUCUGCCACUUGGGGCACAUCGAGAUUACGGAACGUUUAACGUAGAACAAGAACCUGAGUGCAACGAAGGUAAUUUUCGAGCGUUGCUUAGUGCACGAAUUGAUUCUGGGUACAAAAAUUUAAAACAACAUUUAAUGACUUGCGGAAAAAAUUCAACGUAUAUUAGUUGGAAUAUUCAGAACCAAAUAAUUGAUGCUUGUGAUGAAAUUAUUUUAUCUAAACUUGUAACUAAAGUUAAUAGUGCUAAAUGUUUUGCCGUACUCGCUGACGAAACGUCUGAUAUUUCCUCAAUCGAACAAUUCUCAUUGUGUGUAAGAUAUAUUGAGUGUAUCGAUGAAAACAAUUUUAAAAUAGUUGAACAAUUUUUAAAAUUUGUACCAGUAGAAUCAACUUCGGGUCAAAAUUUAGCAGAUGUACUUUUAACAACAUUAAAUGCAUGUGGUAUCAACAUAAAUUAUUUACGCGGACAAGGCUACGAUGGAGCUGCAGCAAUGAGUGGCAGAUUUAAAGGUGUCCAAGCAUGUAUAACAGAAAAAUAUCCAACUGCACUCUAUGUUCAUUGUGUUUCACACAGCUUAAAUUUGGCUUUAUCUAAUGCUGUUGAUGUAAUAUCUAUUAGGAAUAGUUUUGGCGUAAUAGAAAAAGUAUACACGUUUUUUAAUACACCAAAACGUCAAAUUAUUUUAAAAAAUCAAAUUCAAAUUUUAGCUCCUGAUAUUAAUAAAACUAAAUUAGUGCAGUUUUGUCCAACUAGAUGGGUUGAACGACACGAUUCAAUAAUAGUAUUCAAUCAAUUUUUAUUACCUGUAGUGGCGGCUUUAGAAGAAAUUCAAUCGUGGAACUGUAAGGACUCAUCAUCUGGUGCAUUUUUACUUUUAAAUAGUAUUCGCCAAUCUACAUUUAUAAUUUCAUUACUUUGUUCAGAGAAAUUAUUAGCUUAUACUUUACCAAUAAGUAAAGUACUUCAAACGACAGAUAUAGAUCUUUCUACUGCAGUUAACCAAGUAGGAAGUGUAGUGUCUAUUCUCCAUCGGCUUAGAAGUAACGCAGAAAAUGAAUUUAAGCUUUUAUUUCUAGAAGCACAACAAAUUGCCUCUAAUUUAGACUUUACUCUAUCCACACCUAGACUAACGAAACACCAAACUAAACGAUCUAAUGCACCAUCAGAAAAUAUUGAAGAAUACUAUAGACGUUCAAUUUUUGUUCCAUGGAUUGAUUCGUUUCUUAAUAGUCUGUCUGAUCGAUUUUUAAAACACAAAAAUCUUCUCACAAGUUUUAAAUGUCUUUUACCUACCGGACAUACUCCAACCGAUGAACAAAUUUCAAGUUUUAAAAAUCUUUUUGUAUUUUAUGAAAAAGAUAUGCAACAUAUUAGUUUUUCAGUCGCAAAGGCCGAAUUCGAAUUGUGGUACGAAAAAUUCAAAAAUGGUUGCUAUACUUUACCGCUAAACGCAAUCGAUGUAAGUACAAGUACGGCUGAGAGAUCAUUUUCCACGCUACGGCGAAUCAAAACCUACCUCAGAAAUACUAUGGGACAGUCACGAUUAAAUGGACUGGCAAAUCUUCACAUACAUCGAGAAAUACAAAUUAAAGAAUCCGAAGUAUUAGAAGUUCUAUCUGAAAAGGGACCCAGAAAAAUUAAAUUUUAA
This is a messenger RNA of Daktulosphaira vitifoliae (grape phylloxera), 1782 nucleotides long. RefSeq names its product 52 kDa repressor of the inhibitor of the protein kinase-like. Gene Ontology annotation, molecular function: protein dimerization activity. Lineage: Eukaryota; Metazoa; Arthropoda; Insecta; Hemiptera; Phylloxeridae. The record is from RefSeq and is a predicted model, not a curated record. The transcript has 3 exons. The coding region runs from base 1 to 1782 and encodes 593 amino acids.